CGCGCGUGCUUAAAAGCGGAAGUAUAAUGCGAUUAUCGAUUGCUAUGACAGAAAAUGCGUUGAAUGGAUGGCGCGCGCGGAGGCGGCGAGCGGGGAGCCGCGUCGUUCGCUCGCCGGUCGCCAGUUAGUGCGCCACACGACGCGGGCUGCGACGCACGUACUACGCAGCCCGCUACGCCGGUAUUUCGAGUGUAGUGCAAAUGCUUGUGUUUAUAUGGCGCUCAUGUUACUACAAGUGUUCGUGUUGGGUGUGUUCGCGGCAGCUGCCGAUGAUAUCCCGCUAACAUGGUACUGGUCGUCACGCACGCUCGUGCCGUGCACGCUGCCGGCGCCGGCGCCGCAGCUGCGCAAGCCGCCCCCCCUGCGCGGGGAGGACCCCCCUACCCCCUACUUCUGGCGGCGUGAUGGGGUAAACGACACUCACAAAAUCCUGGCAAAUGGCACACUAGACAUACGCAAACGUGAAGGCGCAGAUGGCAUAUACCAGUGCACCGCCGCGUUGCGCCGCGGCGCGUUGCUGAGCUAUCCUGUGCGACUGAAAACUGCCCACCUGGACAAGUUCUCCAAAUACCCUGAAAACACAACGGCCCGGCGCGGACAGCCGGUGGCCCUACCCUGCGUCGUCAGCUCAGCGCCGCCCGCCAUCAUCUCCUGGCUGAAGGAUGACCAGGACCUUCCUGCAGACGACAGAACCAAGUUCUCCGAGUACUCUGAAAACACGACGGCCCGGCGCGGACAGCCGGUGGCCCUACCCAGCGUCGUCAGCUCAGCGCCGCCCGCCAUCAUCUCCUGGCUGAAGGAUGACCAGGACCUUCCUGCAGACGACAGAACCAAGUUCUCCAAGUACUCUGAAAACACGACGGCCCGGCGCGGACAGCCGGUGGCCCUACCCAGCGUCGUCAGCUCAGCGCCGCCCGCCAUCAUCUCCUGGCUGAAGGAUGACCAGGACCUUCCUGCAAACGACAGGACCUUCCUGCAGACGACAGCCGGACUGGUGGCCCUACCCUGCGUCGUCAGCUCAGCGCCGCCCGCCAUCAUCUCCUGGCUGAAGGAUGACCAGGACCUUCCUGCAGACGACAGAUACUAUAUGCUGAAAGAUCAGCUGCUUAUUACUGAAGUGCGAGACAGCGAUGCUGGUAUUUACAGAUGCAUAGCAACAAACUCAUAUGUGAACAAAACUCGCACCAGCCACGGUGGACGGCUGCAUGUUGUUCCUUCAGAACCUCAAGCCCUAGAGUUCAUGCCUACCUUCGAAGACCACCAGCUACUAGUUCCAGAAGGAGGGGAUGCGGUCCUACCGUGUCCUGUGUCUGGAUGGCCAAUGCCAUCUGAAGUAAUCUGGGACCUGGCGGGAAAACGGCUGUAUAACGGCCCUGUGCUCGUCUUGACUGAUGUAGACGUAUCACAAGACGGCGUUUAUACCUGCAAUGUACCAGGACAUGAGGAUUUAAAGAAGAUAUACAACGUGACAGUGACCAAACCGGUUAACAUCACUCUGCCGCCGGUGUCAAAAGAAGCCAUCCGAGCCAGCACCAUCCGGUUCAACUGUACCGCUACAGGCCGACCGGAGCCUAAUAUCACUUGGUACAAGGACGGAGUACCAUUGGCUCUUACUGAGAAGAUUGGAUUGUGGAAAGCUGCGUUCCUGAACCCGGGCGACGAGAAACGUAUCGAGCUGGUCAUCAAUAGCAUCACUUCUAAAGACGCUGGUGUAUACCAAUGUUUCGCAAGCAACAACGUGUCAACGGCCUCAGCGUGGGCGACGCUGACAGUUACAGGGCCGCCGGCCAUCGCUGCUCCUCAAGAUAUCACGUGCGCUCCGCUAGGGGCUCAGGAGGUGCUCGUGCGUUGGGCUCCAGUGCCUACGGAUGUGCUGGCUUAUACAGUGCACACUACGGCGCAAGAGCCUGGUGGAACAGGGAUGCCGCUAGGACCACCCGUGCAAGACCCUCGCGCCGUGGUUAGCGUACCUAAAGCGCUGACGCCAUACCGUUUUCAAGUUCGCGCAUAUAUUCAAUCUGCCAAGGGUGCUGCCACUGACUUUUCGGAUUUCGUGGUCUGCCAAGGACAAGGAGUUCCAAUCAAUCUGACGAAACAUGACAAAUCGGUGUUGGUGUCAUGGCAGAAGUUCGCAAAGCAGACUCCUGGGGUGGUGGAGUGGAUCCUGCAGAGUAGGAUGGCAGACGACCAUGACGCAGUCACCAAUGUGACUUUGGAUGCGACGGUCACGAACUAUACUUUAGAUAUUCCCGAAGAUGGUGACCUUCAAAUCCGCGUGCUGGGCACCCGGACUCGACCCUGGCUGCAGCAGAACCUGAGCAGCGUGCCGUGGCGGUCCUUGGACCUUAGCACUGGUGACGUGCUAGCAACGCCUCGAAACAUUCAAGUGACGAAGAUCACGACGCGCGGCUUCACCGUGCAGUGGGAGACCGACGACCUGGCGCCCAGGAAGUACAAGUUCCUGGUCUGCGUGCUCAAGAUUGACGAUCCCUCGAGUGACGAUGGCAACUGUCAGUACAGCGAUAAACACUCAGUAACGAUAGACAACCUCCAGCCGGCCAGUGACUACGAAGUGCGCGUGGAGACGCAGCUGCAAGACCUCGAGGCUGUUGAAGCCCAGCUGCCGUACCGAGUGUCAACGUUGGCUGAGGAAGACGCGAAGUUGAUCUACAAGUACAUCAACACCACGACAGUGCGAGUGUCGUGGAACGGAGUCGGCCGGUACACCGUGCGACACAGGCAGAAGCUGAUACCGCUGGGCGACUGGUCCACGGUCAACACUGAUGGGAACACCGUACUCUUGACCGGUCUGGAUCCGAACUCGGAGACCUACGUGGAGGUAAUCAGCAACGAAGGCAAAGCCGGAAGCGACACUCUCACUAUCCCGCCUCAGAUUAAGGAUCUCGACGCCAAGGACCUAUCCUACGUGUACACAAGCAGCGGCAUCACAGUGUCGUGGGUCGGCAGUGGCCCCAGAGUGGUCAAGUUCGCGCAGAACAUCACGCAGCCUCUUGAAAAGUGGCGCGUUGUCAACGUCACUGAGAACCAUGUUCAGGUAAACAUUGUAUAUGUGUAUACAAGUGGUAUCACAGUGUCGUGGGUCGGCAGUGGCCCCAGAGUGGUCAAGUUCGCGCAGAACAUCACGCAGCCUCUUGAAAAGUGGCGCGUUGUCAACGUCACUGAGAACCAUGUUCAGCUCGUGGGUGUAGACCUGUCCCUGCCGACGUUCGUGACGGUGACGGCGCAGGGCACGGGCCAGGUGCUCACCGUGCCCCCGGCCCCGGAGCCGCCCUCCCUCGCCGUGGGCGUGGGCAUCGGGUGCGCGGCGUGCGUGCUGCUGCUGCUGGCGGCGGCCGCGCUGCUGGCGUGGCGGCGCACCAAAAUGGCCGCUUCACCGGCGAGAUCGCGACGAAGGACCAUGUCCCCUGUCGAGGGACACGAAGGAGAGAGCUCGGAAAUGAAGAAUAUUGGAGGUCGCCUGGCAAACGGCGGUGCCGCAGGGGAGCCGCUCCUCAACGGUUAUGUACACAUCACUGAGAACCCCACGUCGAAAACCCCGAACGGUAAGAUGAAGAAGGCCCGCUACGAGCCGUUCGACGUGUCGCGACACGACGCCGACACGACGCUCGAGACCGUCCUCGAGGCCGACUCGUCCGCGUCGUACCUCCUCGACGCCUCUCGACGCCCCGACUUCGACACCUCAAGAUCCUCCCGCGACCUCAGCACCAACAACUCCUUCAAUAAACUACCUGACGAUAACAUGAACUCCGAAAUCACUCGGAGCUCGGAAUUUACGCUAGACAACAGCAAAAUUCAACCCACGCUUCAACCCAACGGUUGAGACACCCCCUCUCGCCCCCACCCCCGAAUUACACAGGGUUAGGCGAUCCCUCGCAGGGCUUCGGGCUGCUAGUUACUGGAGACUGUUUAGGACGGCGCGAGGAUAGCUUGGCGUGUUUUGUUCCUAAUAGACUUUAUUUUUAACGAUGUAAGGCUGAUUUUUGAUAACAACUACGAGUACAAAGUGUAAUUUAUCGGUUCUUUCAAGCGCGGAGCCAUCCUCGCGCACUUUGUUACGCUGUGUUGUAUAUAACUAUAGCCCGAUUUGGCGUGUACCUAUAUUAGAGUUAUUAAAUCGGCCUGAGAUUAUUUGGAAACAGCGUGGAGACAAUAAUAUGGCCGUGGCGCCCGCUAUGCGUAUGUCUAUAAUUACAGUGCCUCUGACACCGGACUUCCUGUCUAAUAGCCUAGUUUCACCGUUAGUGCAACAAAAUCGUACAAAAUAUAGACCAAAAUGAAAUCCAAACACACAUUAUAGUACCUAAAUUCACGUGUACAUAACAUUUAAAGUAUUUAUCGAUGUUAAACGACGGUUCAUUGUGUUUUCUGAUUUUCAUAGACAGUUUUUAGACAAAGCCUGAGACGCUAUAAGUUACCUUCACAAUUUGCAUUCCAAUUCCAUUGAUUAUAUUAUACACCUACCUACUGUACGACUCAGAUUGUACACAUACAUACUACGUACCUUUUAAAGAUGUGCUGCUACUGACAGAGAUUAGGACAAUGUCAUACGGCAGAAUACAACGGGGUUAGAAACUGUUAAAGGGUUUUAUAGAUGCCGCCAGCAUACGUUUUACCUGUCUCUAGUUUUGUUUUAUGAGAUUUGGCUUAAAGAGCCAUCCAAGCCAUAAAAUUCAAAACAGAAGUAAGCAGUGACACUAUUCGUAGGAUUGACAGGUGAAAUCUACGAUGGUGCCAUCUGUAAAAUACUUUGAUUGCCUUUGAACAUCGGAAAUUUGUCGUUAGGACAUUCGACCUCCAAAUAUCUGUGUGUAGCGCAACUAUUUUCCAACGCACAUAUAAAUAUAGGUACAUAUAAUCAUGUUACACACAUCUUUUGUUUCUUCGUUACAUGCGCCUAGAUUUCAGGACUGAUUUAGAACUAGAAAAUAGCCCCAUAUUUCGAAUGUAAUAAGAGUUUUACACAGAAAUGACAGGAACGAGCAUCCUCAGCAUUUAUUUCCACAAUUAAUAUAAGAAUAAUGACUUCGACAAUGCGAUAGUUAGAAAUAUGACAGUGCCCAAAAAUGUAGGUCCAUCUUUCAGUUAGGUACGUUAAUUAUUUCCAUGUAUGCCUAAGUUUAUUUAUUAUGUUUUAUAAUUUGUUUAGAUUUUAUUAUACUGUGUCUAUUAGCGCAUGUAACGAAGAGACAUGUUACCUUAACACUUUUACAAUAGAAAGUUAUUCAAACUAGGAUACUUAAAAACCUAAGAGAAAACAAGUAGAUAGUGUAAAAAUAAUUCGUAAACAAAAUAUAUAAAUAAUAAUUAUUACAACGAACUAACUGAUAUGAAAUGGUAUUAAAUUCUAGUAUACACGUUAUUGAAUUCAAAGUUAUUCCAAGUUAGACGCACCAUCGCUAUUUUUCCCAUGUUUGUGGUAAUUUAUGUUAACUGUUUAAACUAAAAUGUUUUCGGUGUUCAGAUAUAUUCUUUUAACAACAUUGCGAACAUUUUUUUGAAAAAUGUAUUCCACCCGAUAGAUACCAACGUAAAACAUUUGAAACUACUAAAGUAACGCAGAUAAGUCUUUGACAGAAGUGAAUUGAAGAAGAAGAUUUUGACAGUUAUGAAUUGACUCUUAUAUGUGACGGUUUCAACCAAAAGGUACCCCAUUGUGGCUUGUCGAUAAGGUUGAUUUCAAAUGGAAACUAUAUGGAAAUAGCGCCAAUAAGUACCCGUUUGGUUGAAAAUGGUACAUAUAUAUAUGACACUAAGGCUAUCUGUUAAACGGUAGGUCUUAGCUUCGUAAAUAUAAGAGUCAUUUCAUAACUGUCAAAAUUUACUUCUCUAUAAUAUAGAGUCUGUGCGGAAAGAGAGGUCUUGGAAUAUAAGGAAAAAAAUACAUUCUACGACUUGUUCUCGCACAGACUCUACUACUAAUGAAUACGUAGUUUAGCGAAAAGGAUCCAUCCUCUAAAAAUUGUCAUUUAAAUGAAUGACUUUUCCUUUCAAAACAUUUAGAUCCAUGGAGACUAUAUAGAGGAGCCAAAUCUCUAUGUAUGAAAAGUGUCCAUCAAAAAACAGUAAUUAGGCGGCGCCACCAUACACGGAAAUACUACCAAAAACAACCUACGUAAUUUGGUCGGGUUAUUUAUUGCCUUAUGUCCCAGAGCCUAACUAGCGCCACCGGAGAGAUUAGGAACUAUUAUUUAAAGCUAAAAGCGAUAACUUUUGCAACAAUUCUGCCUUAAGAGAUUGGCAUCCAUUCUAUACCAUCCAUAAUUUAGAUCAGUACGGUUUCACUCACUAUUAUUUUUAGUCGCUUUUGGCGACAUGUUUCGGAUUCUUUGGGAAUCCUUCCUCAGGCACGAGUGUGUGAUAUUUUGAAAUAUGUAUCUCUCACGAUAGUUUAAGUUCGACUUUUCCCUUUGAGAGAAAGUUCAAAUUUUAUUAACAGAUUUUUGUGGAUUGGAUCCUUUUCCCUAAAUUACGUCCAAUUGUCGUCUUAAAUGCCGGCAAUGCACUUGCAGCUUCUCUGGUGUUGCAGGUGUCCAUGGGUGACGGUAAUCACUUACCAUCAGGUGAUUCGUCUGCUCGUAUGCCUAUAUACAGUGUAGAAAAAAUUAUGGGCCCUGGAGGGAAAGUACCUUAAAACCUUAAGUUAGCUUAGUUUACUUAAAGGAAACAUUGAUUGAAUGAAUGAAUGAAUGAAAGAAUGAAUGAAUGUCUCGCCCGGGAUCGAACCGAUUAAAAAUUCCAAAAAUAAACACGCUAUUUUAUUCUACUAGUCGAUACAGUUAAUGUUAAUGAUAACAUUUCUCGAAGAAACAUUAGGUCUAACACUCGUUUGUCGUACAAAAUAUCCAUAUUUAAAAAUACUUUUUACUCAAGAAUAUUUUUAGAAAAGCGAAAUUAAAAGUGAAAAAUCUUUAAAUGCAGUUUUGUUUCUUUUUAAAAAUAAAAGAAUGUUUCCUUUAAGUUAAAUUACCUAACUUAAGGUUUUAAGGCACUUUCCCUCCAGGGCCUAUAAUUUUUUUCCAACCUGUAUAUAAAAAAACUACUACGAAUUUUUACGUUUACGUCGUUAUAAUGCUGUCAAAACUAUGUUUAGUCAACCAUGUAUUAGAAUCAGUGUUGGCCGAACGUUAAUUGCAAUUAACCAUUAACCAGUCUGUCCAGUUAACUGGUUAAUAGUUAAUUGCAUUAACGUUUCGGCCAACACUGAUUAGAAUAUUUCUGAACACCUGUACGGCUUCCACCAGUUUGGCACUGACAUAAACGCUAGCGUGUACGUAACUAAGUUAACGUAUAAGUGCGAGCGAGAUGUAUAGAAUAUGUCUGUUUUGUCACUGUCAGUGCUCAUGGUACGGGUACUGGCUACGUUGACGACAUUGAGGUUCGUUGUUUACUUGGAGCAUAUAACCAACGGAGACGCCUUGUCUGUAAUUUGCUGUACAAAAAAGUCUGCCAAUUUUUGCGGGGGAGGGGAACGUCAAAAUAGCCAUGUCAGAUAAACGUCAGUCCAUACAUUUAUAACCAUUGGCCGACUAUUUUCGUCAGAGGGGAACGCCUGUUAAUGGCUACUCCGUUUGGUUAUAUCCUAAGGUUGUUUAUUCCAUAUCACAAUUAUAUCUACCUCAUUUUCUUCGUUAUAAGAUUCUUUUAAAAUUUAAAAUAC
This is a messenger RNA of Cydia strobilella, 7678 nucleotides long. RefSeq lists its product as uncharacterized. Gene Ontology annotation, cellular component: plasma membrane; axon. The coding region runs from base 68 to 3841 and encodes 1257 amino acids. Gene Ontology annotation, molecular function: cell-cell adhesion mediator activity. The record is from RefSeq and is a predicted model, not a curated record. NCBI's taxonomy places the organism in Eukaryota, Metazoa, Arthropoda, Insecta, Lepidoptera, Tortricidae. The transcript has 28 exons. Gene Ontology annotation, biological process: axon guidance; dendrite self-avoidance; homophilic cell-cell adhesion.